This is a messenger RNA of Glycine soja, 935 nucleotides long. RefSeq names its product universal stress protein PHOS32-like. The coding region runs from base 79 to 612 and encodes 177 amino acids. The record is from RefSeq and is a predicted model, not a curated record. NCBI's taxonomy places the organism in Eukaryota, Viridiplantae, Streptophyta, Magnoliopsida, Fabales, Fabaceae. The transcript has 4 exons.
CAAAGCGUAACAGUGGCGACUCACUUAUAUUUAUUUGUUUCUUCUUUAAGUUAACAACUGAAGCUGUGACAGUUUCAGAUGAGUGAAGCAACAACAAGAAACGAACGGCGGGUUCUGGUGGCGGUGGACGAAGGCGAGGAAAGCAUGUACGCUCUUUCUUGGAGCCUCAAGAACAUAAUUUUCCAAAAUUCCAGCGAUACCCUUAUCCUUCUUUACGUCAAGCCCCCUCAUGCCGUUUAUUCCCCCUUAGAUUCCACAGCCAGGAUAGAUCAUCCUGAAACUCCAGGAUAUUUGUUUUCGUCGGACGUAAGUGCGGCCAUCGAGAAGUAUGGCCAAGAAGUGGCAGAUUGCGUGUUAGAGAAAGCAAAAAAAUUGUGUAAAGAUCUCCAAAACGUCAAGGUGGAAACCCGGGUAGAAAUUGGAGACCCAAGGGACGUGAUCUGUGACAUGUCUCAAAAGUUGGGUGCUGACUUGUUAAUCAUGGGUAGCCACGGCUAUGGAGUUGUAAAGAGGGCUUUCCUUGGAAGUGUGAGCAAUUACUGCUCACAGAACGUGAAGUGCCCAAUUUUGAUAGUCAAGAAGCCAAAACCAUCUGCUGGUGCUGGAAAAUGAUCUGCCAAUUCUGUUAUUUUUAUGUAGAAUUUAGUUUUGUCAGUCACUGUUUUGGGUAUGUGUUGUUUUUCCCUGUAGUGUAGCUAGUUCUUCUAGGAGGAUCUUGUCAUGUGGUUGAUAUUAAAGCACCAAGUAGAGGCUUUCUUUUCAGUCUUAGAGAAGAUCUUUGAGAAUUGUGGAUGUCCAAGUGCGUAGUGUCUCAAUUUGGGUCAAUUCGAACUCAUUGUAUCCCGAGUUAAACUAAGCCUCUUGCAGUUAGAGUUAGAAAAUUAUCGAGGUAACUUCAGAUAAAUAAAUAAGCAUACUAACUCGUAUUUCAGAUA